CGUAAACCCGCCAUUUUGUGCUCCUUGCGACAAGUGAGAGGAAGUCCUGAUGAGUUCCGAGAAUACGGCAGACGGGCAGCGAGUGGCGGGCCUGAGCGGCGGCGGGGAGGAAGAAGAACAUGAUGUUCAUAAAUGUGGCCGGUGUCAGGCAGAAUUUUGCAGCCUGGAGGGGUUCAUUACCCACAAAUUGCAGAAGGUAUGCCAGCGGACCCAGGCUUCAUCCACAGGUGGUCCUGAGCAUCUCCAUGUCAACCAGGCAGCCUUUGAGGAGUCUGUGUCCUUGGAUUCGGCAAUCACUCUCACACAGUUGGUUGUGGCUUCCCUAGCACAACCUGAAGCAAACAGCAAAUCACACUCAGAUGAUGGGACCAACAAGGCAUGUCGGAUCUCAGAGGAGCAAUUCUGCGAAUACCCUCAGCUCCAGCAGGGUGAACAGCUCACCAGUGAAGAGACUGAUGGUCAGAGCUGUCAGAAGAACUUGGAGGAAGAGAGUGGGGCUGAAAAGAAGAGAUAUGAGAUGGUUCUGACUGACGAAGGAAGAUUCAUGUGUCAAGUCUGUGAAAAGACCUUUAAAACGGCUGUCAUCCUAAAGGCACAUAUGGUUACCCAUAGUGACAAGAAGCCUUUCAAAUGCAAGAUAUGUGGAAUGGCUUUCAGAACCAAGGGAUCUUUAGUUAGACACAAUCGACGGCACACAGAGCGGACGUAUAAGUGCCGGAUUGGUGGGAUGAGUAUUUUCGGGAAUCUGGAGCACUCACCUCGCCACCUGAAGGCUAUCACUCCUUGUAUAGAGAAAGUGAAUCUGAGCAACAAUAUGCAGAAGUUCUUUUUAUUUGCUUUAAAUAAACAGAUUGAAGAGUUGGUUUCUGCAGCAGCACCAGAGUCUCCAGAAACAACAGCAGUGAUCAGUGUGCUUACGAAUUCUGAAGGAAGCAUCGAGGAAGUGCAAGUUCAUGACGUGAGCCAGGCUCUGGAUUCAGAAGCUGCACAGAAAUAUCACCAACACAGCCAGUCACCUGCUUCCACGGAGCUGGCUCCAGAGGAGACUACCGAUGAGAAUCUGAUCUGUCAGGCCAUGAGGAAUUCUGGGAUUGUCAUAGAAACUGUUACCAUUGGAGAUUCCCAGAAAUCCACAGAAACACCUCCGUUGACUGCUGAAGGAGGCACAGAAGAAGGCAUUGUGGAGGACUGUGUUGUGAUGGAGGAAGAUGAUACGGCAGACUUAAAAAGUGAUAGCAACUGCAAACAGUUCAAGUGCCCUCACUGCAGUCGAGUGUUCCGCGGAUCUAGCUAUUUGCGCCUACACAUUAAAGCCCAUUUAGGGUACAAGCCCCACAGGUGUGAGCUAUGCGAGAAGGAAUUCAUGACAGCGUACAUUCUGAAGAAGCACCUGGAGUCACAUUACAAUGAGAGGCGCUUCAAGUGCGGGGAAUGCGGCAAGCUUUAUAAGAGCAUUGCCCACGUGAAGGAGCACAUGAGGGCGCAUUCAGAUGACCGGCCAUACCCAUGUCCAAUCUGUGGGAAAAAAUACAAGACCAAGAAUGCACAGCAAGUUCACUUGAGGACACACUCGGAGAACAAGCCAUUUGCAUGUGACUAUUGUACCCGAGCAUUCCGAGAGAAGGGCUCCCUCAUCCGACAUGUGCGGCUCCACACCGGAGAGAAGCCGUUCACGUGCUGUAAAUGUGGUCGAGGCUUUGCAGAACAUGGUACUCUCAAUCGACAUUUACGAGCCAAAGGUGGUUGUCAAGUUGGAUGUAAAGAACUGGAUCAGGUAGAGGUGUCACCUGGUGGCCAGUCUGCUGAUAGCGUUACUACAGCCAUCAUCACUGAUGACCCUCAUACAGUACUGGUGGAGUUCUCCUCAAUGGUGGCUGACACACAGGAAUAUAUUAUUAAGACUCCUGCUGAGGUGACAGAAAGCAAUGAUGUAGGCUCCCUAACCCAAGGCUCUAAGGUUGACAGCCAGAUCAUGAAAGUUGUGCAGCAAAUUGUGAACCAGGCUAGCUCUGGCCAUCAGAUUAUUGUCCAAAAUGUUUCCAUGGAAGAGAACACUGAGCAAGGCACAGAUACAAUCACCAUCGCAACACCUGACAGCCUAACUGAGCAGGUUGCAAUGACAUUGGCCUCCACCAUAGGGGAAGGAGCGGUUCUGGCAACAGAAGGCAGCCUGGAGGCCAGUCAGGACACUGUUACUGUGGUGACAGCUGACGAUAUCGAGAUGUUGGAACAUGCAGAUGAAUAUGUGAUAACUACUCAAGAUGGAGAGGUGGAAAUACAGACAGUGGUGGUGGGCGAAUAAUGGGUCUUCUGCUGAGUCUCGCUGUACCCUACUCAGGGAAAAGAAAUAAUUCACAGGGUAGAUGCAAGAACCCAUAAACAAGGACAUGAUGCCUGGUAGUCCACGCGGGAGCCAAGUGCUUGAGCUGCAGAGGGUUAAUUUUUAUUACUUAAGUGUUAUAUUUUUGGGCAAAAGGCCUUACUUCAGCACCUGAGUAGAUCACAAUGGAUUGUGCCAAGAUAACCAAUUGCUUCAGGCUGUGGCUGCACAACAUAUAUAGGGCUUGAAUCCAGAGGAGUUGCUUAUAGGUCCUGCUGCUGAGCAAUGUUGACUGGUAAGAAGAGGUCAUGUAAAGGUAUGCUUGGCCAAUGAACUGGAUUAAUGCUGGUUAAUAGAUGGGCUCCUCUUGUUUACUUUCAGUUCCAAGUUCUCCUUUUUGCUGCCUCAUUCCCUUAAUUUCUGUAAAAACCUUCCACGUGCCAAAUUGGGUCCUGCUGUUCUAUUAGACAGAGUUUUGGUUGCUCUGUGCAACACACUGAGCUGAGUUUAAUGCACUGCUUUCUUCCCAUGUAACAUGGCUUCUCUAAAGAGUUAUUCAGAGAAUCCAAUAAUGCAGUAACAGUCUGAAUCUGGGAGUGUGGCUCCAUGCUGCAACUUAAUGAGAAACUGACAUUAAUGAUUUGCAGUAGGAAAACAUUUCCAGUGAGAGUUGCAUCCCAGAUCCUAGCUUAUCUGUUCUGCGCAAAGUGGCUGAAACUGAUGAUGGAAGAACAAAAUUCCAAAUGUAAGAAGUUUCUACUUAAUAUGAUACAAUCUUUUAUGAAAGUAUUGCUGACUUGCUCAUUUGAAGACAACCCAUGAAAUGUCUGUACCUUUCUAAUUUACUGGUUCUUUAGAGGCAGUGAUACUGGGCAUUUGCACCAUUUUCUUGGGGGUGGGGGGGGUGGUGGGGAUGCUGCAUGUAUUUGUAUUGCAGGAUUACUCACUAGUUCAGUAGAUAUCCUCAACCAGUGACCACCCUAAACUCUGUAAGGACCCUGCAGGUGACAAGUCUGUGAUGUCUGGCCUCGUCUCUUAAAAUGUUUUCUUUUCACUUUUGUGCCAAGAGAUAUGAAGGAUAGCAAAGACACCCACAGGGAAAAAAACUGCCCAAAAUCUUGGUUAAAAUACUGGAACUCCAUGUUGAGUACACCUUGCUGUCGUCUUUGUAUAUGAUGUACAUGCAGCAGACUGUAUCACACAAUAAGCUUAUUUGCACUUUUCCAGGCUGUCAACCACUGACUUGUAAUAAGACUCCAGCUGCCUAUCUUGACUGUAAAUAAAAAGCAGCUUUUUAAAAACUGAUUUUUCAAAAAUAAAAACACAGCAUCUUUCUACCCCUGCUAACAAGCCAAAUAAGUAAUGUAUUAAUUGUUUGUCAGGAGUUGUUUCAGGAACAUUUUUCACACAGGAUAUUGUGGAGGAUUUUUAAUGUGCUUUAGAAAGAACCAUACCAUAGAAUCCUAUCAGGCUCGUGAGGCAAGAUCUUCCCUUCACAACGCUGUGCUGGCUGUCCCUAAUCAGUCCAUGUUUCUCCAAAUGCUCAUAUAUACUAUCUCUUAGAAUCCUUUCCAACAGCUUGGAAGGCUCACUGGUCUGUAAUUCCCUGGACUAUCCCUACUACCUUUUUUGAAUAAGGGGACAAUACGGCACAAUACAGGCCCUUUGGCCCACCACGUUGUGCCGCCCUUCAAACCACACUUAAGACUUUCUAACCUCUUCCUCCUUCAUAUCCCUCUAACUUAAAUUCCUCCAUAUGCUUAUCUAACAAUCUCUUGAACUUGUCCAAUAUAUCAGCCUCCACCACCACCCCAGGCAGCGCAUUCCAUGCACCAACCACUCUCUGGGUGAAGAACCUCCCUCUGACAUCACCCAUGAACUUCCCACCCAAUACCUUAAAGCCAUGCCCUCUUGUUUUGAGCAAUGGCGCCCUGGGAAAGAAGCGCUGGCUGUCCACUCUAUCUAUUCCUCUCAAUAUCUUGUAUACCUCCAUCAUGUCUCCCCUCAUCCUCCUCCUCUCCAAUGAGAACAGUCCUAGCUCCUUUAGUCUCUCCUCAUAAUCCAUACUCUCUAAUCCUGGUAAAUCUCCUCUGCGCCCUCUCCAAUGCCUCCACAUCCUUCCUAUAAUGAGGCGACCAGAACUGGACACAGUACUCCAAGUGUGGCCUAAUCAGAGUUUUGUAAAGCUGCAUCAUCACUUCGCGGCUCUUAAACUCAAUCCCCCGACUUAUGAAAGCUAACAUCCCAUAAGCUUUCUUAACUACCCCAUCCACCUGCGAGGCAACUUUCAGUGAUCUGUGGAUAUGAACCCCCAGAUCCCUCUGCUCCUCUAUACUGCCCAGAAUCCUGCUCUUUACCUUGUACUCUGCCUUGGAUUUUGUCCUUCCAAAGUGUACCACCUCACACUUCUCCAGAUUGAACUCCAUCUGCCACUUGUCAGCCCAGCUCUGCAUCCUAUCAAUGUCCCUCUGCAAGCUCCGACAGCCCUCCACACUAUCCACAACACCACCAAUCUUUGGGUCAUCUGCAAACUUGCUAACCCACCCUUCCACCUCGUCACCUAAGUCAUUAAUAAAUAUCACAAAAAGUAGAGGUCCCAGAACCGAUCACUGCGGGACACCACUAGUCACAGCCCUCCAAUCCAAAUGUACUUCCUCGACCACAACCCUCUGCUUUCUACAGGCAAGCCAAUUUUGAAUCCACACAGCCAAGCUUCCCCGGAUCCCUUGGCCUCUGACCUUCUGAAGAAGCCUACCAUGCGGAACCUUGUCAAAUGCCUUACUAAAAUCCAUAUAGACCACAUCCACUGCACUAUACCCUCAUCAAUCUUCCUGGUCACCUCCUCAAAGAACCUUAUCAGGCUUGUGAAGCAAGAUCUUCCCUUCACAAAGCUGUGCUGGCUGUUUCUAAUCAGUCCAUGUUUCUCCAAAUGCUCAUAGAUCCUAUCCCUUAGAAUCCUUUCCAACAGCUUACCCACCACAGACGUGAGGCUCACUGGUCUGUAAUUCCCUGGACUAUCCCUACUACCUUUUUAAGGACCACAUUCGCCACCCUCCAAUCCUCCGGUACCAUCCCCGUUGACAACGAGGACUCAAAGAUCCUAACCAACGGUUCAGCAAUCUCCUCCCUCGCCUCAUGAAGCAGCCUGGGGAAUAUUCUGUCAGGGCCCGGGGACUUAUCUGUCCUAACAUUUUCUAACAGCUCCAACACAUUCUCUUGAUAUCUACAUACUCUAGAACAUUAACCUUACCAACACUGUCCUCAGCAUCAUCAAGACCCAUCUCCUUGGUGAAUUCUGAAGAGAAGUAUUCAUUGAGAACCUCACCCACUUCCACAGCUUCCAGGCACAUCCUCCCACCUUUGUCUUUAAUUGGACCUACCUUAACUCUAGCCAUCCUUCUGCUCUUUACGUACGAGAAAAAAGCCUUCGGAUUCUCCUUAACCCUACUCACCAAAGCCUUUUCCUGUCCCCUUCUUGCUCUCCUCAGCCCCUUCUUAAGUUCCUUCCUUGCUACUCGAUAUUCCUCACGAGCCCUGUCCGAUCCUUAUGUAUGCUGCCCUCUUCUUCCUAACUAGUUGUUCCACCUCUCUCGUCACCCACAGUUCCUUCACCCUGCCAUUCCUUCUCUGCCUCACCGGGACAAAUUUAUCCCUAACAUCCUGCAAAAGAUCCCUGAACAUCGACCACAUCUCCACAGUACAUUUCCCUUCAAAAAUGUCACCCCAAUUUACACUCCCAAGUUCUCACCUUAUAGCCUCAUAAUUUGCCUUCCCCCAAUUAAAUAUCUUCCCGUCCUCUUUGCUCCUAUCCCUGUCCAUGACAAUCCUAAAGGUUAUGGAGCAAUGGUCACUGUCCCCCAAAUGCUCACCCACCAAUAGAUCUGUCACCUGACCCGGUUCAUUACCUAAAACUAGAUCUAAUAUGGUAUUCCCUCUAGUCUGCCUGUUACAUACUGUGUCA
Messenger RNA from Pristis pectinata (smalltooth sawfish), 6281 nucleotides. It is a transcript of the gene e4f1, whose product is annotated as E4F transcription factor 1. The record is from RefSeq and is a predicted model, not a curated record. Gene Ontology annotation, molecular function: DNA-binding transcription factor activity; RNA polymerase II cis-regulatory region sequence-specific DNA binding. Gene Ontology annotation, biological process: regulation of transcription by RNA polymerase II. The transcript has 15 exons. NCBI's taxonomy places the organism in Eukaryota, Metazoa, Chordata, Chondrichthyes, Rhinopristiformes, Pristidae. The coding region runs from base 50 to 2302 and encodes 750 amino acids.